This is a messenger RNA of Penaeus indicus, 1416 nucleotides long. RefSeq lists its product as uncharacterized. The transcript has 6 exons. Bases 1 to 1416 code for a protein of 471 amino acids. The record is from RefSeq and is a predicted model, not a curated record. NCBI's taxonomy places the organism in Eukaryota, Metazoa, Arthropoda, Malacostraca, Decapoda, Penaeidae.
AUGACAGCCUUCCGCCCGUGCUAUGGUACGCCCCCCUCUGGGUAUGACAAACCUGCCGCCCGCUAUGGUAAACGCUCCCUCUGGUAUGACGCCUGCCUGCCCGGCUUAUUUUACGCCCCCCUCUGGGAUGACAGCCUGCCGCCGCUAUGGUACCCCCCCUCUGGUAUGACAGCUGCCGCCCGCUAUGGUACGACGCGCCCCCUCUGGCCCUUCGCCCGCUAUGUACGCCCCCUCUCUGGGUAUGACAGCCCUUCGCCCGGCUAUGGCAACUCGCCCCCCUCUGGUUAUGACAGCCCUCCGCCCUCGCGGCUAUGGUACGGCCCCCCUCUGCCCGCCGCCCUCCGCUAUGGUACGCCCCCUCUGGGUAUGAACAGCCCGCGCCCUCAGCGGCUAUGUACGCCCCCCUCUGGGUAUGACAGCCCGCGCCCUCCCGCUAUGUACGCCCCCCUCUGGUAUGACAGCCCGCCGCCCUCCGGCUAUGGUACGCCCCCUCUGGGUAUGAACAGCCCACCGCCCUCCGGCUAUGCCCGCCGCCCCCGGCUAUGGUACCGGCCCCCCGCCGGGUAUGACACCUCCCGCCCCCUGCUAUGUUACUCCCCCUGCCGGGUAUUACAGCCCCGCCGCCCCCCGGCUAUGUACGCCCCCCUGCCGGGUAAUGAUAGCCCGCCGCCCUCCGGCUAUGGUAACGGCCCCCUGCCGGGUAUGAAGAGCCUUCCACCCUCCGGCUAUGUGACUAUGGCGACCCUCCAAGGGCCAUCAGCCCCUCCAGUGACUAUGGCGACCCUCCCAGGCCAUCACGCCCCGCACAGUGACUAUGGUGACCCUCCCAAGGGCCAUCACGCCCCGCACAGUGACUAUGCGAACCCCUCCCCAGAGGCCAUCACGCACCGCACAGUGACUAUGGCGACCUCCCCAAGGGCCUCACGCCCACCGCACAGUUGGGACUAUGUGCGACCCCCCAAGGGCCAUCACGCCCCGCACAGUGACUAUGGCGACCUCUUCCAAGGGCCAUCCGCCCGAGGCCAUCACGCACGCCCAGUGGACUAUGGCGACCCUCCCAAUGGCCAUCACGCCCCGCACAGUGACUAUGGCGACCCUCCCAAGGGCCAUCACGCCCCGCACAGUGACUAUGGCGACCCUCCCAAGGGCCAUCACGCCCCGCACAUUGACUAUGGCGACCCUCCCAAGGGCAUCACGCCCCGCACAACGACUAUGGCGACUAUGAAUACUAUGAAGAAUAUGAUAGCCAUAGUUAUGGUAGCACUUAUAGGGAAUAUGAGGAUACUUUUAACUAUGAGCCAUACGGAGACUAUGGUGAUCAAUCCCACGGUCAUGGCGACCGACAUUCCCAUAGUCCUGUUGUGGAUUACAUUAGGGGCAAACCAAAAUAGCCUUAAAGAAAUGGAACUACAGUAA